Drosophila serrata is the source of this 3590-nucleotide messenger RNA. RefSeq names its product Excitatory amino acid transporter 2 (gene Eaat2). NCBI's taxonomy places the organism in Eukaryota, Metazoa, Arthropoda, Insecta, Diptera, Drosophilidae. Gene Ontology annotation, biological process: L-glutamate transmembrane transport. Gene Ontology annotation, cellular component: plasma membrane. The record is from RefSeq and is a predicted model, not a curated record. Gene Ontology annotation, molecular function: neutral L-amino acid transmembrane transporter activity; L-glutamate transmembrane transporter activity; glutamate:sodium symporter activity.
UUGGAGUGAACGGGUCAACGUCAGGAACUAAAAACCAGAAACAGGAGCAAGAGCAGGACUAAGCACUUCCUUCAGUUUACACAGACACUUGAGUGAAAACGAAAGCGCAGCAAAAGGACACAGCCUCAAGGCGGAGAGAUUCAAGGAUUCUAAAGAAAAAUCGAGCUUUAAGGCAGCUCCUUUCGUGACACAGUUUUCCCGCCCCCAUUGGACGGCAGCUGUCGUCUGGAAAAUCGAUUAACUGCAACUGUCGCUCGAGAUCCGAAGGUCACUCGAUUUCGAUUUCGAUUUCGUUUGGAGCCACAAGCAACCACAAAGCCUCAACAACGGAGCCCUUAACCCACCAACGCCGCCAAGGACGACGACGACAGCCGCAGGAGCCGCAGGAGCCGCCGAACAAAAGGAAAACCACACCGCACCGGUAGGAGGAGGCCAAGGAGGAGGAGCAGCCAAGGAGCAGCGGCUUUCCGAUGGCCUACCUAAUCAACAUCCUCAAGUUCAAUGUGAAAUACUUAAAAAAUCAAUAACUGGACACGCCACCGAUCCCUGGAGGCGCACAAGGAGCAGGACUUGAUUCACCAGGAUUCAGUUUUCAUUCAACAAAAAACCAAAAAAACAACAAAAAAAGGCAGGAAACCAAAAAGUAGAAAAGGGGAAGCACACGCCACACUUGCUCUCUCUCGCUCUCUCUCUCUCGCCAUCUCUUUCACUCACCUGGCUCGUCUUGUCUCGCUUGCUCCCAUCUCUAUCUCUCUCUGUCUAUCUGUCUCUUGAACUGAAUUUGUCGUCGCCGCCGCCGCCGUUGCUGCUUUUUUGCUGCUUUUCUCGCCUCGUCACCCCACUGUCGGGUGGCCGGACGACGGACAAUGGAAAAGUCUGGGAAAUUUUCAGAUUACCUCUUCGCCAAAAUGGGUCCCCCCACCGCCACCGAGCUGCCCCCCAAGACCACCGAGCGCAGCGAUGCCCCCGUCGAGCUCACCGGUUACCGCCGAUGGCUAAGCGAUAAUCUAAUGCUCCUGGUAACACUUUCCGGAGUAUUGCUCGGUGUCAUAUUGGGCCUUUCGUUGCGUCCCCUGAACUUGCACGGCGACUCUAUUAUGCUGAUCUCUUAUCCUGGCGAGCUGUUCAUGCGAGUCCUGAAGCUUAUGAUCCUGCCGCUGGUCAUAUCCAGUCUGAUUGCAGGUUCAGCGAGUUUGAAUGCCAAAAUGAAUGGCAAAAUAGCGCUGCGGACUUUGGUUUACUUUGCCAGCACUUCGUUUUUCAAUGCCGCUUUGGGAAUUGCUUUGGUUCUACUGAUCCAUCCUGGAAAUCCAGAUUUGCACAAUGCCGACGAUCGAUCGACAGACAGACGGGCUGUGAAUCUAUUGGAUAGUCUUUUGGAUUUGGGCAGAAACGUAUUUCCGGACAACCUGUUUCAGGCCUCCAUUCAGCAAGCACAUACCGUUUAUCUACCGAAACCGAGCAUUUUGCACGCCUUCAACGAGACCAUGAACGACACCCUAAACUCUGGAGGCGGCGGCGUAGAGGCCCAGCGUCAGGCGGAGGAGCUGGGCGAGGAUGUGGUCCUGGUGCGCGAUGUCCAGUAUCGCAGUGGCACCAACACCCUGGGCAUCGUCUUCUUCUGCCUCGUCUUUGGCACCUUCCUGGGCACCAUCGGUCAGAAGGGUCAGGUUGUGGUGGACUUCUUUGCCGCUAUUUUCGAGGUGAUCAUGAAGAUGGUCACCUGUGUGAUGUGGCUCACUCCGGUGGGCAUUAGCUCCGUGAUCGCUGGCAAGAUUCUCAGCGUGGAUGACCUGGGACUGGUGAUGGCGCAACUGAUGUGGUUCAUCAUCACGGUGGCCAUCGGGGUGUUCCUCUACCAGUUUGUCGUGAUGCAGGCCAUCUACUUUGUCGUCGUGCGUCGCAAUCCGUUCAAGUUCUACGCCGGACUCAUCCAGGCCAUGCUCACCGCCUUUGCCACGGCCUCAACCGCCGCUGCUCUCCCCAUAACCUUCCGCUGCAUGAACGAGAAGCUAAGAGUGGAUCCUCGCAUCACGCGAUUCGUCCUGCCCAUUGGAUGCAACAUCAACAUGGAUGGUACUGCAUUGUACAUAGCCGUGGCCUCGAUCUUCAUUGCCCAGAUGAGUGGCAUGGUGUUGGGAUUUGGGGAACUGCUCACCGUGCUCCUGACCUCCACGGCGGCCUCCAUGAGUUCGGCGAGUGUGCCGAGUGCUGCCCUGGUUCUACUCCUUGUGGUCCUCACCGCCAUCGAUGCACCUGUUCAGGAUGUGACGCUGCUCUUUGCCGUGGACUGGUUUGUGGAUCGGAUUCGCACUACAAACAAUAUGCUGGGCGAUUGCUAUACCGCCGCCAUUGUGGAGGAAUUGUCGAGGAAGGAACUAAUGGCUUUGGAUGCUGCCUCUGUAAACUAUCAGGAUAUGCCCGCUGGCACUCCAAAUGGCCACAGCCACGAUGGCGGUGGUGGCCUUUUGGAGGGGCAAACCGAGCUGGAGACAAGCAGCAAGUGCGCCAUGACCAUGACAGACUCGGUGGUGGUGGAUAUGAGUGCAGUGAUGAAUAAUGUUAACUUGAACCUGCAGCAGGAGCACAGCAAUCGCAGGGUCUAAACCAUUAAAGAGUAUAUAUCCCACCCAAUAGUUCGUCAGAUCCAGAAACAGAUCCACCAGCAAGCUAUAACAUAGAUGUAUUAUCCAACCACCAAUAGACCAUCGUGUUCCCCCUCAAAAAAAAAAGAAUGGUUUUCUAAGUCACCAGAGAGAUUGAUCGAAUUACAACCAAAAACAAUAACCAAGGAUAUGGAAAUAAUAUGAAAUAAUAACAUUAACCUUGGAUAAUAUCGUGAGACUGUCUCUGACGAACCCACCCGUAUAUAUAUUGAAUUUAAACCUUUUUUUUGGACCAGUGCCGGAUAGCAAUUAAUCAAUUAGCCUCAACACUUAAGGCAGAGCUCUGCAUAUAUACCGAGUAUAUAUAAUAUAUAUUCACCAAGUAGGAAGAACACAUCAUAUAUAGCACACACACUCUCUCACACACUUUUUACCCCCCAAAAAGAAUCGAAACGAAUCGAAUCGAAAGAGCGAUCGGUGAUCAAUGUGAUCUUGUGUCCUGGAAACUAUGUAUACUUGUGCAUAAUCUAUGGGUAUUAUUUUGUAAGCUCGAUUGUGAUGGGAUCACUGAUUUGUGUUGUUGCUUAUUUCUACGUUAAAUAUUAUGUGUUAUGAAUUCGGGACGAGGAUAUAUAGAGUUAAAAGCAGGUUGUGCCGCGAUGAAGAAGCUGGCCUAGGUUUAGUUCUAGUUUUAGUUCUAAUCACCAUCAGUGAUCAUCUGUUGAUUUCAUUUGAUUUAAACACAGAUGACCCACAAUUAACAAGAAUUUUGAUUAACAAUUAACAAUUAUCAUCAGUCAAUUAUCAAUUAUCACACACGCAUUCGUAGACUGAUAGCAGACUUAGUAGCGAUACCAAAUAAAUAACAUAAAUAUACGUAUAUGCAUAUAUUGCAAAACCUAUUACUUACCAAAUAUCCAGACAUUCGAUUUGUACGCAACAAAUGCAUACGCUGAAAUACAAUAAAAGUUAUUAUACCAUUAA